GUUCCAAAGCAGCAACACCAACCAUCUGAUCGACGUGAAUCUAGGCGACAGUCUCGAUAUACUGUGUCCGUAUUACACGGACAACACGCCCAGCAACAAGAUGGAGUACUAUCUCAUCUACAUGGUGAGUAGCACUUAGAAUAUGUGUAGUAGUUGUAGAUUGGCAAUUUAAAUCAUAUACAAUUUUAAAAAAAAAAUCACAGUUGUUAAGUUCUGUUGCCUAUUGUUUAAGUAAAUAUUGUGACAUCGUAAUACAAAGAACGAGUGAAUCUUGUGACAAAUCUUGUGACAAAUCUUGUGAUAAAUCUUGUGACCAAUCUUGUGAUAAAUCUUGUGACAAAUCUUGUGACAAAUCUUGUGACAUCUUAAUGCAAAGGACGAGUGAAUCUUGUGACAUCUUAAUAGAAAGGACGAGUGAAUCUUGUGACAAAUCUUGUGACAUCUUACAGUAAAGGACGAUUACGCUUGUUGUGUAAGGCCCCACCCCCACCCCCUCUGACAUUUUAGAAAUCAUACAAUUUCGUUACCCCCCCUCCCCCCAAACACCCCCACCACCCUCCCGACAGGUUGACCAGUACAGCUACAACGUGUGCAUCAUCAACGACGCAGCCAAGUCCAACCUGAUCCUCAACUGCUCCAACCCGGAGCAGAGACGGUCGUUCACUCUGCUCAUCUUUGAGUUCCAGCCCGUCCCUGGCAUCACCGACUUCCGGUUGGGCAAGGAUUACUAUUUUAUAUGUAAGUCUCUCCCGCGGUACGCAUUUUCUUGAAGGUCACAGACGUUUAGAUUUUGAUUUAAAAAUAAUAUUAGAUGUUAAGUCUACAGUUUGAGAGAACUCUUCAUAUAAUUUUGAUCAUUAAAGUUGAUGUGGCCUUUAAAACCAUGACAUAUUAAUUACUUUAAUGCUAUUCAUUUUUUUUUAAAUAUAUUUUUUUUAAAGUAUUUUAAGAAAUAUGAUUUUUUUAAAGUUUAAAAAAAAAAAAAAAGAAGAUAAUUCUGUUUUUUUAAAUUUUGUAAGGCAGGUCCAGUGAAAAAAAAAAAACAAAAGAAAAAAAAAAAAAAAAAAAAAAAAAAAAAAAAUUUUUUAAAAAUAUUUUUUUUAAAGAAUUUUAAGAAAAAUGAUUUUUUUAAAAUUUAAAAAAAAAAAAAAAGAAGAUAAUUCUGUUUUUUUAAAUUUUCUAAGCCACGUCCAGUGGAACUAAAAAUACUUUGGACAACCAAUAUGAAGGAGCUUGCAAAGACAAUCAGAUGAAGAUGGUGUUGAGAGUGCGGUCUUCUGAUAAAGAAGUAGUUCCAGGUGGGUAGAAUGUAGAGAGAAAAAAAACACCCCCCCAAAAAAAAUAAAAUAAAUAAAAUGAUAAAAAUGUUAAGAAUUUUACAGAUCCUAAACACAUCAUCUGUUUGUGACAUCAUCUGUUUGUGACAUCAUCUGUUUGUGACAUCAUCUGUUUGUGACAUCAUCUGUUUGUGUUAUGUUAAAAAAAAUAAUCGGCAUCCUUCCGUCUCGUCAGACGAUGGUGCAUCACCGUUGGGUUGGGUAAUGUGUUAUGUUAUCAUAAUUGAAGUAAGGAGAUCGUCAUAUGCAUAAACAAAUUUGUGAUUAUUUGAAUCCUAUUACAGAUGAUUAGGUUAUCCAUAAUACAUAACAAAAGGCUUAUUAUAUACAGGCAAAUAUUAAUACAACAAACAUACAUUUAAAAUAAUAGCUAUGGCCCGCCAAAAAUUGGCCGCUGCAUUGCGUGAACUUGCAGUCUUCUAAAGUUACUUGAAAAAACAUGCAUACGAGUGGCACACUUUUUAAGAUUACCAAUUAGUGCCCCCCCCUCCCCUUAACACCCCCCUCCCCCCAACACACUUUUCUGUAAGCUAUAUUGAACUAUAUUAAUUUUCUAAUGUCCCGCCCCCUGUUGUACUACAAAUUAAUUACACCAAAUAUUGCCGUAAAACAAAUGAAAAUAUUACGCACCAAAUGCACUUGCGAUAUCUUAUUUCACAUCAUUUAGCGCAGUUAUCGGGAAUUUUAUUUUGCACGCUGUUGAACGCUAGGGAUGGACAUUGUUACUAGAGAAUUAUGUAUGUUGAAAAGGCUUGUGUUUCUAAGAACUUAAAAUAGAUAUUCAUAAUCUCUCCCAAAAGAGGUGCCACAGAAAAUAUAACAGAAGUUUUUAACUAUGGUCUGGGGAGGGGGGGGGUGGGCGGUAAAACCCGGUAGAGCUUCAUCAAUAGAUCAUUUUAGCAGAACAUAAUCCUGUGUAUUUUACAAUAAACAGGGCCCCAGGUGUGGCUGGGUGGUUGAGAAAGGAGCCAUCCAUAAAUUACAUCAUGCAUUUAGAAGGGUAAAUUUGUGACAAUGUGGGAAAAGUACACUCAAUCUGUGUUACAAAGUUGUGACCAUUGGAGAGGGGGGUUGGGUGUGAAAUCAACGAAAAUAGAGUUACGUCAUUUAGAGAGGGCCCCAAAUACACAAGAAAAUAAAUUGUUGUUAAAAAAUGUCCGAGAAAUGUCUGAGAAAUGUGGAUUAAUGAUGUCUGAGAAAUGUGGUUUAAUUAUGUCUGAGAAAUGUGGUUUGAUGAUGUCUGAGAAAUGUGGUUUGAUGAUGUCUGAGAAAUGUGGUUUGAUGAUGUCUGAGAAAUGUGGAUUAAUGAUGUCUGAGAAAUGUGGAUUAAUGAUGUCUGAGAAAUGUGGUUUAAUUAUGUCUGAGAAAUGUGGUUUGAUGAUGUCUGAGAAAUGUGGUUUGAUGAUGUCUGAGAAAUGUGGUUUGAUGAUGUCUGAGAAAUGUGGUUUGAUAAUGUCUGAGAAAUGUGGUUUGAUGAUGUCUGAGAAAUGUGGUUUAAUGAUGUCUGAGAAAUGUGGUUUGAUGAUGUCUGAGAAAUGUGGUUUGAUGAUGUCUGAGAAAUGUGGUUUGAUAAUGUCUGAGAAAUGUGGUUUGAUGAUGUCUUAGAAAUGUGGUUUGACAAUGACUGUUAACGUUUGAUUUCAGAUACUGUCAACCCAAGCUCAUCUGGCGGUAAUGCCGAAGUGACGACAACAAAACUCCCCACUCCUCCCACGACAACAACCACAACCACCACCACCACCACCACCACAACAACAACCACAACUGAGAUACCUACCACAAGUAACUUGUUUCAAAGAAGGCCCACAGGUUUGUUUUUCUUAUCUCUUACGCUAUAGUUUUAUAGAGCCUAAAUUGGUAAACACAGUAGUCCUUCUAGUACUGCUCAUUAAAACACUAUGCAGAAGGGUUUGGUCUUGAUACCAAGUUUUAGUAAGAUAAAAAUUUGUUUUCUAAAGAUGAACUCUACAAAGGAAUUUUUUUCUAAAAUGCUGAUAUCUAAAAAUAGACAGUCUUGUGGACACAAACAUUGCAGUAUAUUCACAAAGGAGGUAAAGUGAAUAGGAUUGUUUUUUGUCUCUUCAUUUGAAGAGCAGUUGAAGUAAAUGAGUGAUUUAAACUGUUUCGCAAGUGUUUCUAUUAAAUCAAAUAAUAAUAAUAUAUUGAUAGUUUCUUUUUCAGUUUGUGUGUGUCUGGGGAAGGGGGUUAAUAAAGAAGAUUUUAAGAAAUUUAAAAGGUUUAUUGCUUGAUUAAAAAUAAAUAAAUUUAUAAUGUUAUUAAAAUAAGAAUUGUAUAAUUUAUAUUAAGUUCAUUACAAAUUCUUUAAAAAAAAAAAAAAAAGUGAACUAAAUGUAAGAAGCAGCUAGUUGAGUUUUGAAUAGAAUUUAUUUUACAAGCUUUUACCUUCAAUUCUUUCCAGCUAAAGAUCCAGAAGACGAAAUGCCGGGGUCGGAUGGGUUUCCUGCCGACGAGAAAAUCAUACAAGCCGGUGACAAGUUAAAUUCAGGCGUCAUCGCGGAUGGAAACGGCAUAGAAAAUUCCGGUCUUUCUUUACACAGCCAGCAUGGGCUCUCGCAUGUUUAUUUUUAUGUUUUAGCUGUGACUAUCUUUAUAACAACCUAUGCCCUUCUUGUUCGGUAGUAUUGGCUGUGCUAGUGUUGUAACGUUGUCUGCUUGAUAUUUUUGGCUAAAAUGGGAAGAUGUUGCAAAGUUUCUGAUAUCUCGUUGUUUUUG
Messenger RNA from Lymnaea stagnalis (great pond snail), 4070 nucleotides. NCBI's taxonomy places the organism in Eukaryota, Metazoa, Mollusca, Gastropoda, Lymnaeidae. The record is from the annotation of a GenBank genome assembly.